This is a messenger RNA of Anarrhichthys ocellatus (wolf-eel), 765 nucleotides long. Its product is annotated as meprin A subunit beta-like. The transcript has 2 exons. Lineage: Eukaryota; Metazoa; Chordata; Actinopteri; Perciformes; Anarhichadidae. Gene Ontology annotation, molecular function: protein binding. The record is from RefSeq and is a predicted model, not a curated record. The annotation marks the transcript as partial. Gene Ontology annotation, cellular component: membrane.
AUUUACAACGUUCUAGGUCAUGAUGCCAGCACAGCAUCGGGUCAAGAAGGAGACUCAGCCUGGCUAGAGACCCACAAGCUGAGAAGCAAUAGGGAGUGUCAUGUCCAGUGUCUCCAGUUCUACUAUUACCACAGUGGACACAAGUUAGACCAUCUCAACAUCUGGAUCAGAGAGUUUCAAGAUGAAUGGGACCUCUCAGGAACACUCCGCCUCAUGGGACAGAUCACUGGUAAACCAACAUCUUACUGGCAGCUCAAGCAUGUUUCCCUGAAUGCCACCAAGCACUUCCAGGUGGAGUUUGAGGUUCGUAAAGGAGCAGGAAACUCUUCAGAUGGCUUCUCAAUCGACGACAUCAAUCUGUCCGAGAUCGAUUGUCCACAUGUUACCAUGCAGAUCAAUGAUUUUGAGAAUACUAGUUUAUAUGGAACCACUCGAUACAGUCCACGGCAGUACUCCAGUGGAGGCUAUGCCUACAGGGUUGGGAUUAUGCAGGCCAGGCGAUCUUUCGGACUGUUUGUGCAACUCUUGUCUGGUGAAUAUGAUGACACGCUGGAGUGGCCUUGCCCACAAAGGCAGGUGACCUUUAAAAUGCUGGAUCAGAACCCCAACAUCCAGCUGCAGAUGUCCAAGCAAAGGAGUAUCACCAGUGAUCUAAGCACAUCCAGUAAUAAUGGUAAGAAACAAAGAAAUCACCACACACUAUAUGUUACUUUUUUAGACUUGCGACAUACAUACUGUACCUACAUAACAUUUGACCAACCCAUC